AGCUGUGAUUGGACGUUGAGCCCGCCAGUUUGUCUCAACCCAAAUCACCGAGUCGGUGCAACGAUCAUCCAAAUUUACGACACUUUAAAGUCCACCGCCCCUCAUGCGGCUCAGGCUGUCCCGCUAUGUGAGGCUCUUCCGGUCGAGUAGCUUUACCGGCGAACCGCAUUUGUCAGCGAGUCCUCCCUGCCGAGUCAGACCGACAGUCAUAGCGGGUCUUCCUUUACUCUUUGCCCGGAAACUCACGAUGCAGUCGAGUCAAGAUGUAAACAGUAGUAACGGCGACGGGAGCUUGGACAAGGCGGACAAACCGGGACCGGUGCCGCCCGGAAACAUUCCAGCUAUCACAACAGAGCACUCGGGUCCUCAGACGGAGAGGCGAGUGGAAAGCACGGUUGUCGUGGACGAGAGGAGGUUGAUGACUCCGAGCCCGCUGUUUGGAGGCAAUAAUGAUGACGACUCGGAGGCAGAGUCUUUCCGAGAUGGGAGAACCGAGGAGGUCGACAGGGAGACCAGGGACAGGGCGUUUGCCUGGUGCCGAGACUUUCUGGCAGGGUCGUGGAAGACCAUCUCAGAGAAUGAUUUUCAAAUCAGCAUCGUCAGCGGUGGAUUGAGUAAUCUGCUGUACCUGUGUAGUUUGCCUGAGGAUGUGCACCCUGUGGGAGAGGAACCUCACCAGGUCCUCCUCAGAAUCUACGGCGCCAUCCUACAGGGAGUGGACUCCCUGGUGUUGGAGAGCGUGAUGUUUGCCAUCCUGGCAGAACGAACUCUUGGGCCAAAACUUUAUGGCAUCUUCCCUGACGGACGCCUAGAACAGUACUUUCCGAAUACCCGCAUGUGCACAGAACAGCUUUCAGAUCCGGCCAUCUCAGCUGAAAUCGCCACCAAGCUGGCACGUUUCCAUGAAAUGGUUAUGCCCUUUAACAAAGAGCCGAAGUGGCUGUUUGGGACCAUUGACAAAUACAUGGAUCAAGUGAUGAAGCUUAGUUUUGUACGUGAAGCACAUGUGAAGAAGUACAAGAAGCUGAUGAAGUAUGACCUGCCUGGUGAGCUGAAGAACCUUCGUGCAUUGCUGGCAGAGACUCCAUCACCAGUGGUAUUCUGCCACAACGACGUCCAGGAAGGUAACAUUCUGAUUCUGGAAAACACUGACCAGAGCUCAACAGACAGACUCAUGCUGAUAGACUUUGAAUACAGCAGUUACAAUUACAGGGGGUUUGACUUUGGGAACCAUUUUUGUGAGUGGGUGUAUGAUUACACCUAUAACCAGUGGCCCUUCUACAAAGCCACACCGGAGAACUACCCCACCAGAGAGCAGCAGCUUCAUUUCAUCAGAAAUUAUUUGGCAGAACAGAGAAGGUACUCUGACUGUGACAUGGACCAGACACAGAUGGAAGAGGACAUGAUAAUCGAAGCUAACAGGUAUGCAUUAGCAUCACACUUCCUCUGGGGGCUGUGGUCCAUCAUUCAAGCAAAGAUUUCCAAGAUUGAGUUUGGAUACAUGGACUAUGCUCUGUGCCGUUUUGAUGCCUACUUCAAGCAAAAAGACCUCUUCUCUUGAUUUUCACCAUGUUAACCAGAAUGUGAUGUCUCAUUCAUCCGUCCUCAUCAUUCUUCAAGCUCAUCACCAAUUCUAUGCAGCUCUGCUUAUGACAAACAAUGUUGGGUGAAAGGUAGACAUUUACAUUUGAGCACAGUGCAUGCACAAUCUGAGCCUGCAGGCUUUUAUUGAAACACUUAUCCCCAAUCUUGUUAGAGCAGAUAUACUGAAUGUUGUUUAUCAUUUCAGAGAAGGAUUUACUGUUUUUUUAAACAGUAAUUUUGGUAAACCAAUAGUACCAAGUUUGAAAUGGUAAGAUUUUGUGUGUCUCUUGCUUUAGUGUUUCAUUCUACCUCUUUCUUCUUUCUGAUUUUCAUUCUGCAUUGGGGUGUGUAGAAGUCAUAAGGGCUGAUUUGCAUCAGCAUUGGAAAAUAUUCCUCUUCAAUUGUUCUUGGACCAGUAAAGUUCAUUUAAACGUUUACACGAGGGCUAUUUUAUACAGUACUACUGUAGUCAACAACGUUUAUCUAACCAUUAGAACUGUUGCAAAGUCAUGUAAGUCAGUAAUGUUGGAUUUUGUCACCACUUUUGAUAUCUGUUAUUAACUGUACAUUUCUGCUGCACAUUUUGACUAAGUUUGUAUUAUGUUUUCCAUCUGUAUAAUUCUAUGAUGAUGUUAUUAGAUAGAGAUUUUUCUGUUUUCUGUUAUUCUUGUUGGAUUUGUUCCCGAGGAAUCAUAACUUGGAACUUGGAAUCUGUACUUUUUACUGUUUAACUAACUAAUGUUUAUCUGGCUCAUAAAUGCAACCACAUCAUCCUGAAUUGCCUAAAUUAUAUCCAACAGCGAUUGAAUUCUAUGUUGGAAUAAAGUCAGAUUAUGACUUUCCCUUAUGUGAAUGUGAAGUGGACAUUUUCUGGAAGCUUUUUAAUUGACUUUCUUUAUGGAUAUUUUAUUUAUUCAGAUUGUCUCUUGUAUUUGACUUGAUGUAUUGCCAUCAAUUAACGUGUCUUUGUUUUACAUGUAGCUGCAUCGGUUUACUCAUGAGAAUAGAAACUUGUCUGUCUCAUUAACUAUCUGUUGUUGUUUUUUUUUUUAAAGCAUCAAAAAACUGCUCUGUAUUAUUGGGUCCUCUUUGCACUAAAAAUAUCAUUCAAAAACUAAUAAACAUACUGUAUGUGCUUA
Larimichthys crocea (large yellow croaker) is the source of this 2723-nucleotide messenger RNA. RefSeq names its product choline kinase beta (gene chkb). Lineage: Eukaryota; Metazoa; Chordata; Actinopteri; Sciaenidae. Gene Ontology annotation, biological process: phosphatidylethanolamine biosynthetic process; CDP-choline pathway. The transcript has 11 exons. Gene Ontology annotation, cellular component: cytoplasm. The record is from RefSeq and is a predicted model, not a curated record. Gene Ontology annotation, molecular function: ethanolamine kinase activity; choline kinase activity. Bases 104 to 1561 code for a protein of 485 amino acids.